AUGUAUGCCAUGCUUAGAACUUCUACGGCCCGUCGCUCGGCCAUGAUUUUACAGCAGCAGCAGUUCCGCUGCGCAUCUACAGAUGCUCCUUUGAUGACCAAGAUUCGUGAGGGUCUCAAGCUAGCCAUGCGUUCCGGAAACACCACUGAGAAGAAUGUGAUUCGCGGCAUCAUCUCUGAGGUCAAAAACAAGACACUUGCUGACCCUGCUUCUGUGGGUACCGACCUUAAAAUGCAUGGUCUGUUGCGCAGCAUGAUUGUUACCCGCAUGAAGUCGAUUGCUGAGUUUAAGGCAGCCGGCCGUGACGACUUGAUUGAGAAGGAGACAGAGGAAAUUGCCGUGCUUAAGCGUUAUGCUGGACUUGUGUCUGUGGCUAGUGACGAGGAACUCGAUGCAAAAGUUAAGACUGUGGUUGAGUCGCUUCCCGAGGCUGAUCGCAAGAAUGUCAACAAGGUGAUGGGCUCGAUUCCAUGGAAGGAUGUGGAGUCUAAGUGGAACUCUUCGCGCAAUGCUGUUGCUGGCAGUGUCAAGCGUGUUUUGGGUGUCCGUUCAUUCUCGACCUCUGCUCGUCAGCUUAACCACUCGAACCCUCUUGGUCUACCGAGAAGAAGUCCUGGAGGGGCUGGAAUUCCAGGCCGAAAGAAAAUCCCCGGUGUUAAAAAGAUUUUGGCUGUUUCAUCAGCUAAAGGCGGUGUUGGGAAGUCGACAGUUUCUGCGAAUCUUGCUUUGGCCUUAUUUGAGAAGGGCCUUAAUGUUGGUCUUUUAGAUGUGGACAUUUUUGGGCCUUCUGUACCAAAGAUAUUCAACCUUUCUGACGCAAGUGAGCCCGAACUUGUGCCGGAAAACGGGCACCUCGUGCCGAUCGUUAACUACGGAAUCAAAACAAUGUCGAUGGGAUACCUCGUGGACCCAAAUAAGGCUGUUGCUUGGAGAGGUUUGCUUGUUCAAAAGGCCCUCCAGCAACUGCUUUUUGAAGUCCAGUGGGCAGGAAAAACCAGUCAGGAACCAGACCUUGAUGUGUUAGUUCUUGAUAUGCCUCCUGGUACAGGUGACGUGCAACUGACAUUGGCUCAACAGGUCCAAAUUGAUGGUGCUGUUCUUGUAUCUACCCCACAAGACCUUGCAUUGAUUGAUGCGGUUCGUGGCCUGAACCUGUUCCGAGUUGUAAAGACUCCUGUUAUUGGCAUCGUUGAGAAUAUGAGCAGUUUUAUUUGUCCUAACUGCCAUCACGAGUCUCACAUUUUUGGCGGUGGCCGGACAGGGGAACAUAGUAAACUUGAGGACGAGGCCAAAGAACGUGGUGUUGAAGUCUUAGCUCAUAUUCCACUAGCUGCUGAGAUAUGUGCGAGUGCCGACUCAGGCCGACCGACUAUGGUUUCUGCACCGGACUCUGCACCGGGUCAGGCUUAUCGGGAAUUGGCGGCCAAGGUGGUUGGUGCACUUGGGCUGUGA
Magnusiomyces paraingens is the source of this 1452-nucleotide messenger RNA. RefSeq lists its product as uncharacterized. The record is from RefSeq and is a predicted model, not a curated record. Lineage: Eukaryota; Fungi; Ascomycota; Dipodascomycetes; Dipodascales; Dipodascaceae. Gene Ontology annotation, molecular function: carbon-nitrogen ligase activity, with glutamine as amido-N-donor; ATP binding; ATP-dependent FeS chaperone activity. The coding region runs from base 1 to 1452 and encodes 483 amino acids. Gene Ontology annotation, cellular component: mitochondrion. The transcript is spliced from 2 exons. Gene Ontology annotation, biological process: mitochondrial respiratory chain complex I assembly; iron-sulfur cluster assembly.